Molecule: messenger RNA, 2387 nt
Organism: Lingula anatina
Lineage: Eukaryota; Metazoa; Brachiopoda; Lingulata; Lingulida; Lingulidae
Product: inhibitor of growth protein 3
Cellular component (GO): NuA4 histone acetyltransferase complex
Source: RefSeq, a predicted model, not a curated record
GUUUUUUAUCGUUUUUAUUGAGUUUAUACGUUAAUCAUAGUAUUUAAUACAUUGCCCAAGUACUCAAUACUUGCUCACAAACAAAGUGGGGUAUUUUUGAAAAUCUAAAUUAAAAAAUGUUUAUCUAACCACUAUACAUUUUGAUUUGAGAGCUGAAAACUUGACCAAUCAGCGUGAAGCAUACAUAAUCAUUCUGAAACAACUUUUUGUCCAAAUUAUUGGGUUGACAUUGAGCUCCAUCAAGAUGCUGUAUUUAGAGGAUUAUUUGGAAAUGAUUGAGAACCUCCCAAUGGAAAUGCGGGAAAGGUUCACGGACAUGCGAGAGACAGAUUUAGAAGUACAAAAUGCCAUGGAUAGUCUAGAUGACAGAACAAAAACAUUUUUCAAGAAGUGCCAACAACCCAAUGUAAAACAAGACUGGAAAGAUGAACAGUUUGAUAAAAUUAAGCAGGACUAUAUGAAGGCACUAGAAGGUGCUGAUGAUAAAGUCCAGUUAGCAAAUCAAAUUUAUGACAUGGUCGACAGACAUUUACGAAAACUAGAUUUAGAACUUCAGAAAUUUAAAAUGGAACUUGAAGCAGACAAUGCAGGAAUUACAGAAAUUUUAGAAAAACGUUCCUUGGAACUAGACAAUCCCCCUGUGCACAAUAACCAUAAAGCAGAAAAGCGAAAAUACACGAUGUCCAAUGCCCUAGCGAGCCAUUUAGACAAACGACAGACAACAGAGAGGGUACUGUCUUCAUUAGCCCAUGAAGCUGCCAGGGAAACAUUUAAGACAAAUACCAGUUUAUAUAAUACUGUAGGAGGUGGAGGAUUAACUUUAGGUCAAGUCGGAGCACAAAGUAAUGCAGCUAUUGCGGCAGCAGCAUCACAAGCAAUUGCAGCAACACAGCAGGUCUUUAAGAUGCAGCAGGGCAGGAGAACAGGUAGUUUUAAAGCUAGUUACAAUGUAUUCAGUAACCCUCAGGUAGCCAAAGAUUUCAUCACGGCUGGGGCGGCCAUAGAGGCUCCACUUACCCCAGAAAGUGGGAGGUCGCAACGAACUAAAAAGCAAACCCAAAAAGCUGCAGCCUACCUACAGCAGCAGCAACAAAAACAGAGUGGUGCCCAGCCAACUCCCACACAACCCUUAUCAGCCCCCGCAACACCGCAGCCAUCACCUGCAGCCUCUUUAUCAACAGCAGCUACACCAGCACCACCUACAACGGUGGAGGAGAUGGUGACGGAGCCAUUUUUGGACGAAAAUGGCCAGCAAGGCGAGUGGUCGUACGAUCCAAAUGAACCUAGAUACUGUGUAUGUAACCAGGUUUCCUAUGGAGAUAUGGUUGGAUGUGAUAAUCAAGAUUGCCCAAUAGAGUGGUUCCAUUAUGGUUGUGUGGGACUCACACAGGCGCCAAAAGGAAAGUGGUACUGUCCGCAGUGCACGUCAGCCAUGAAGAGAAGAGGAAGGAGUACUGGUGAAAAACAGACAUGAAGAAGCUAUGUGUCCAGUUUUAUUGCUAUGAAAUAGAGACAUGUCUUUACAUUCACCCAGCAAAUUUGGCACAAAGUGCUCGUCACUUAUUAUUAUUCGUACAAUGUGGGAAAAAAAGGGUUGAUGAUGCAGACUUUACGUGGUUUUGUUCUUUUGAAUAAAAGAACAAUACAAAUAUGGUGUUUUAGCUGAGAGUUUAACUAUAUAGGUCUCCAAUUAAACUAGUCACUAGAUAAUACAACAAGAAUAUGUUUCUGUUGUGCACAGAGCUCUGUGGUUUUGCCAAUUACUAGUAUAUACUCCUUGUGUUAGUGUUGGUGAACUAAAAUCAUUAAUUUGGCUUUAGCAUAUUUAAUUAGUACAUACAGGUAAUUUGUUUAAAUUCAAUUUGCAAGUUUUAGUUAGAUAAUGGUUAGAUUAACAGAUUUUUAACCAAGAUUUGUAAUCGGUAACAUUAUAAAUUACUUAUACUUUCAGAAUUUAUUUAUCAGUUUCUUUUUCAUAUUCAAUUAUUUAUAUUCAUAUUUCAAUUACUGGAGAACUGUUAAAAAAUUCUACUAUUUCCAUUACUGCACUGUAUUGUCAAAGAGUCAAUUAGCCAGAUUCUGUUAUCUAUUCAUUUUAUUGUGCUCUGUAAAUUGUGUAAGACCAUGCAAGAAACAGAUUGAUAGGCUCUUCCCAGUACCUUCAUAAAAAGCCUGACUGAAUCCUUUAAAAUGCUAGCUGUGUUAGCUUAUUACUAGUAAUAAUUUUAAGUAAAAGCAGUAAAGAAACAGAUUGAACAAUUUACAGUAGAAAGGAAUUGGCAGCAGGGUGACACUCAGAAGUUAGUUGCCUGUGAUAUUAGAAGUAUAUACCCUGAGAUUUCCACAUAUUUCUUUCUUUAAAGAACCCAUAAAUAAAUGUGAAGUUU